Messenger RNA from Spizellomyces punctatus DAOM BR117, 2340 nucleotides. RefSeq lists its product as uncharacterized. Gene Ontology annotation, molecular function: protein kinase binding; cyclin-dependent protein serine/threonine kinase regulator activity. The transcript has 3 exons. Gene Ontology annotation, cellular component: nucleus; cyclin-dependent protein kinase holoenzyme complex. Gene Ontology annotation, biological process: regulation of cyclin-dependent protein serine/threonine kinase activity. NCBI's taxonomy places the organism in Eukaryota, Fungi, Chytridiomycota, Chytridiomycetes, Spizellomycetales, Spizellomycetaceae. The record is from RefSeq and is a predicted model, not a curated record. Bases 586 to 1677 code for a protein of 363 amino acids.
CGACGGAAACUGCGCGCGAUUUGGUCUUUGGGUAGAGCAACUUUCUAGGUUUUUCUCACGGCCCUCCCCCUCGACAUUUUAUUUUCCCACGCACGCACACACAAAAGUACAUUUGCUCGUUCGCCGUCGUCGUCGUCGUCGUUGUUUCCCACGCCUUUUUGUUUACCCUUUCACAAACGAACGCUCAUCGCGCGCAUCCCUUCACUUGCAACGAUAAUGCAACCUUCUCGCAUCUAACGCAUUCGCCGCAUCUUGUCUUCCCCCCACAUAGUCUCUUUGAUGUUUAUCUAGUCUGCUCUCUAUUUCUACUCUUAAUUCUCAUUACCUUUUACAAUCAUGUCCCCUUUCUUCGCUAUCGCCACCAAGGGCCGGUUCUGAGCGCUCACACGCUUACGCUGCAACCCGCUUGUGCCGCAAACGCACGACCUCUCGUUCCCCCCCUUGGCCUAGAACUAACAACACGAAUCACGCCUCGUUUACAUAAAUUCCCCGUUGCCCCAUCCGCCACUUGGUACUUUUACCUCUUUGGAAUCCCCGGUCCUCCGCUCUCGCUACCCUACUCCCCUGAAACGCUGAACGCAUAAAAUGGAUGUACCUAGGAAUGUGAACGCCGCACCGCCGGCGGCUGCAGAGCCGUUUUGGCAGCUGCAGCCGCAGACAUGGAAACGUCAGUUCAACAUGAGCGUACUGUCCAAUACAACGGUCUAUGAUGAAUCGUGCGUGCAAACGCAAAAUGAAUGUCCAGCGACACCCAAACCGAUAUCGCCUGCCGAGAUAUUUUCGCGCAAGGCGGAUUUUGUUGAGAGUCUAGUAGAUACCGCGGUGAAGCUCCUCCAAAUGUCGUGGAAAAAUAACGCACAGCCCUCAAAGGCUCGACUGGUUCCCCUGAAGAUUUUCAUUGAGGAAAUUUUGAAACGAUCUCGUACCUCCUUCUCAACCCUGCAAUUGUGUCUCUUGUAUCUCGUGCGUUUCAAACACCAUCUUCCCGCCUACACCCGUACUUUGGCUGCCGAAGCUGCGAGCGGCAUCAGCACUGGACCAAAGAAGGCGCACCCUUCUUGCUGCUGCCGUCGCAUGUUUCUUUCGGCCUUGAUUGUCGCCGCAAAGUACGUGCAAGAUCGGAAUUACAGCAACAAGGCAUGGUCGAAAAUCAGUGGACUGCCCGUGGAAGAAAUCACUUGCAAUGAGCGAGAAUUUCUGCGGUGCAUCAACUGGAAACUAUACGUUUCGUACCGUUCCUUUGUUACGUGGAGCACAAUGCUUUUGAACGUUGCGCACCAAAUUCGAAUCGAAAAAUUAGGACCUGAUGCGACCGGAGGCGCCAUGCUGGUCGUGGUUGGUAAAAACCCUGAUGGUACAAAUCGGUUCGCAGUUCACCGUGAAAGCAAAGUUUGCGAAAAGGAGGUUGCCGUGCAGCCCUUGGCCACAACGGAUGUACCGCUUACUCCGCCCACCGAGCAAGAUGUGCUUGUCGACACACAGGGACCCCAAAUGUAUCCCAGUACUGAUCUUGGAGCGGGAUGUUAUUAUCCGUCCCCCGAGACUGUUGCUGGCGAUGAAAUGGAAAGUUCCAAUGUGAAAAUUGCGGGCGUAAAGAGAAAGUUGGACGACGUUGGCAAUGACGAGCAGGAUAUGGUUUUGAGAAGUGGGCAAGGCAUGGAGAGUAUGGUAUGGUAAAUGGACGCAGUAUCGCUCGGCCUUCGUUCGAGUUGACUGAGCUACUCACGUAUCCUACUACCGAUCUGUACUGGAACUAUAUGUGCUACUUUCUCUCGAUACUGCUAUUACAGUCGCUUUCCCCUACUGGUGCCUUGUAGGUGGAAUGAAGCCAUGGGUUGGGUGUGCGGGCAUACCUACGAGGUGUGAUAAUGUACAGUAGUCGUGUGAGGUGAUGGUGGUUUGUGCACAUGUGUGUGUGUACAGUCUCUUGUGCUGUGUGUGUCGUGUGUUUUGAUGUGGGAGUGUUGGAGUUGCGGGUUUUGGCGAGUUGAUGUGUGUGGGGUCGCAGGUGAUGGUGAGAGGAAUGUGGGGGGUGUGUGUGUGUGUGUGUGUGUGUGUGUGUGUGGUUUUCUUUUACCUCUUUGUUUCAUUCUCUCUACACAUUUUGAUUCUGUCCUCUUGUUCUGUUGACUUGUGCGACGGUGUAAUGGAUGCUGAUUGUGUUGCUCAUGAUUUGGGGUUCCAUUUUUGGUUAUUUAUUGGAGGAGCGUUGAGUUGCGAGUUCCUUGCGCAGUGUGUCCCUUUUUUGAAUUUGGGCAGAUGGCAAUAGAUAUUGAAGUUAUUUCUCUGGCGCAUUUUACUCACUAUUGCAAAAACUGUUUCUCUAUCUUCUGAAAUCCC